Heterobasidion irregulare TC 32-1 is the source of this 1633-nucleotide messenger RNA. RefSeq lists its product as uncharacterized. The record is from RefSeq and is a predicted model, not a curated record. Gene Ontology annotation, biological process: snRNA pseudouridine synthesis; rRNA pseudouridine synthesis; box H/ACA sno(s)RNA 3'-end processing. Gene Ontology annotation, cellular component: box H/ACA snoRNP complex. The transcript has 5 exons. Gene Ontology annotation, molecular function: RNA binding; pseudouridine synthase activity. NCBI's taxonomy places the organism in Eukaryota, Fungi, Basidiomycota, Agaricomycetes, Russulales, Bondarzewiaceae. The coding region runs from base 4 to 1572 and encodes 522 amino acids.
ACAAUGUCUAAAGCAACGUCGAGCGGAAGAGUCGCCUCCAUCCAAGUGGAAGGCGACUUUUCUAUCAAGUCCGAGAACACCCAACCAAAAUUGGACACCUCACAGUGGCCUCUUCUCCUCAAAAACUAUGACAAGUUGCUUGUUCGUUCAAGCCAUUUCACGCCCAUCCCUUCAGGCAAUAGCCCUUUGAAGAGAGAUAUCGCUUCUUAUAUCAAGUCUGGCGUCAUCAAUUUGGACAAGCCAUCCAAUCCUUCGUCGCACGAGGUUGUAGCCUGGCUGCGGCGGAUCUUACGAUGUGAAAAAACUGGCCACAGUGGUACACUGGACCCAAAAGUUACUGGUUGCCUAAUCGUAUGCAUCGAUCGUGCGACGCGGUUAGUGAAGUCUCAGCAAGGCGCAGGUAAAGAGUACGUUUGCGUGCUCCGACUGCAUUCGGCACUUCCCAACCCCACCGCCCUCCCACGCGCAUUAGAGACGCUUACAGGCGCACUUUUCCAGCGCCCUCCCCUUAUUUCUGCUGUCAAGCGUCAACUUCGAAUUCGAACAAUUCAUGAAUCUAAACUCCUCGAGUUUGACGAAAAACGUAACCUCUCUGUGUUCUGGGUAUCAUGCGAGGCCGGCACAUACAUCCGUACUCUGUGUGUACACCUCGGAUUGGUGUUGGGUGUUGGGGGACACAUGCAAGAGCUGAGGAGAGUACGGAGUGGAGCAUUGUCGGAGAAUGAUGAUAUGGUGACAAUGCACGAUGUUUUGGACGCUCAAUGGAUGUAUGAUAACACGCGCGACGAAUCAUAUUUACGUCGUGUCAUCCGUCCUCUCGAGUGCCUCCUGAUCGGCUACAAGCGUAUUGUCGUCAAAGACAGCGCCGUCAACGCCAUCUGCUAUGGAGCCAAAUUGAUGAUUCCUGGGCUCUUGCGAUAUGAGGCCGACAUAUCGGUGCACGAAGAGGUCGUCCUCAUGACCACAAAGGGUGAGGCCAUUGCCCUUGCCAUCGCUCAGAUGUCGACAGUGGAAUUGGCGACUUGCGACCACGGAGUUGUCGCAAAAAUUAAGCGCGUCAUAAUGGAGAGGGAUACAUACCCAAGGCGAUGGGGCCUUGGCCCGAAGGCGAUGGAGAAGAAAAAGAUGGUAAAAGAGGGAAAGCUUGGAAAGCACGGGGAGAAACUCGAGGGUGUCACCCCAACAGAAUGGAGCCGCGACUAUGUUGACUAUACGAGAGACGGACCAACCGCCGGACCAUCAGCGACAGCUACUUCUGCGAGUGCCGUUGCCCCUGUGGCAGCUGUUGAGCACCCAUCCGCUGUUGAGAGCCCCAAGAAGGAGAAAAAGGAGGAGAAAAAACGGAAGCGCAAAUCUGAAGUUGCCGAGGUAGAAAAUGGUGAUGUCUCAAUGGCAGUCACGGACAUAGGGGAUGAGGAUGACGAGGAAAAGAAGCAGCGCAAGAAGGAGAAAAAGGAGAAAAAGUUGAGGGAGAAGGUUGAACAGGGCGAGGAAGAUGAAGAAGCCAAGCGGGAGAGGAAAAGGUUGAAGAAGGAAAAGAAGGCUAGAGAGUCUAUCGGCAGCGAAUCAUGAUUCAACAUGAGGGCUUUCAUCUCACGGUGUGCAAUCCCAGUGUUCUUCUUCGUUGUGUCUU